Molecule: messenger RNA, 2722 nt
Organism: Lethenteron reissneri (Far Eastern brook lamprey)
Lineage: Eukaryota; Metazoa; Chordata; Hyperoartia; Petromyzontiformes; Petromyzontidae
Product: sorbitol dehydrogenase-like
Biological process (GO): D-sorbitol catabolic process
Molecular function (GO): zinc ion binding; L-iditol 2-dehydrogenase (NAD+) activity
Source: RefSeq, a predicted model, not a curated record
GAGGAUCUUUCAAGCGCUCCCUAUAGGGAACCCACAAAACUGCAUUUCCCAAACUCGUGUCCCCUGCAGGAUAGCAGCAGCAUCAACACCACGGACACUCACGCUCCCCUUGCCAACAACACCAUCUCCAUUGCCAACCAGCCACGAGAUGGCUGCUCUCAACAACACCUCGGUCGUCGUGUACGCGGCCAAAGACCUCCGGCUGGUGAACCGGGAAAUGCCUGUGCCGGGCCCCAACGAGGUGCUGCUCAAGAUGCACUCGGUGGGCAUCUGCGGCUCGGACGUGCACUACUGGCAGCACGGCCGCAUUGGAGACUUUGUGCUUCGAGAGCCAAUGGUGCUGGGCCACGAGGCGGCUGGCACCGUGUGCGCCGUGGGGGCCAGCGUCACCCAUCUCGUUCCUGGGGACCGGGUGGCCAUUGAGCCUGGCGUGCCGCGCGAGAACGAUGAAUUCUGCAAAAACGGCCGCUACAACCUCUCCCCGAGCAUCUUCUUCUGCGCGACGCCUCCCGACCACGGCAGCCUGUGUCGCUACUACACGCACAGUGCCAGCUUCUGCUACAAGCUUCCUGACAACGUGAGCUAUGAGGAGGGGGCCCUCAUUGAGCCGCUCUCCGUGGGCAUCCACGCGUGCCGCCGCGCCGGCGUCUCACUGGGCAGCUACGUCUUCAUCUGUGGGGCAGGUCCCAUCGGGCUCGUGUGCCUCCUCGUGGCCAAAGCGAUGGGGGCGGCAAAGGUGGUCAUCACAGACCUGUCGAGCGAGCGUCUGGCGAAGGCGCGGGAGCUGGGAGCCGACUUCGUCCUCCAUACGGGGGCGGGCAGCGAGGCCUGCUUGGGCGGCCCGCAGGACAUGGCGCGUCGCGUCGCCGAGUGCCUAGGCGGUGCGCCACCUGAGAUCUCCAUCGAGUGCACGGGCGCUGAGGCGUGCGUGCAGGCCAGCAUCUACGCAACGCGCUCCGGGGGAGUCCUGGUGCUGGUGGGUAUGGGCCCCACGUCCAUCACCCUGCCCAUCCUCAACGCCGCCGUGCGGGAGGUCGACAUCCGUGGCGUCUUCCGCUACUGCAACACGUGGCCGACGGCGAUCGCCAUGUUGGCGUCGCGGCACGUGGAUGUGCAGCCACUCGUCACGCACCGCUUCCCGCUCUCCUCGGCGCUCGAGGCGUUCGAAGUAACACGGCGAGGGGAGGGCAUCAAAGUCAUGAUCAAGUGCGACCCCGACGACGAGCAGCCCUAAUCGCAGGUCUCCCCAUGCACCUCAUCGUCACUCAUGCCACCCCAUUGUCAAGCCACAUCGUCACAUUACCUUUCAUAUCCCCUCAUUGUCAUAUCACCUCCUGUUGUUGUAUGUGUUUGUCUUCUAAAUGUGGCAUGAAUGUUGUGGAUUGUCAAAAAAACACAAACUCAUUGUUCAGAAAGUGUACUUUUGUCCAGAGGCAGAUUAAAUGGACAAUGGAGUGAGUUAGCACAAUUAACGUGUGGCCAUCUGUGCGAAGAUGAUAGAACAAAUAAUUAUCAAAGUUGGACUGUUAAAUGUUCCGAUGAAACUCGCAAGUCAUCGCUUAUUGUGUGUUCACACUAAUGCAUUAGAAGAGCACGGUUCUACCAUUGAGGAACAGUUUGUUCACAAUGUGGAAUGAGCCCAUUCUGACAGGGAAUGCGAGGAGAGCAUCGGUGCUAAUCAGAAUCAGAAGCUAUUUUUUUUUAUACUCGAGCAAUCCGAUGAGCUAUAAACCUCUUUUCCACAGAUGUCCAGUGGGGGCAGGACAGAAUGUUACAACAACAUAAUACAAAAACACGAUAGGAGUGCAAAUUAUAGGCAAGGUAAACAAAUCACUUAAAAAUAUAUACAAAAAACUAAACUUAUUUUAAUCUCACGGAGCCAUUAGCUUAUUUUUCAAAAGCGACAUGGCCACAAUUUAUAGCUCAAUGAAGUGGCUUAUCACGUGGAAGUUCACAGCAGCAAAAUAAUUGAAACGUGUGCUUCUAAAUGUGGAGGGAAAAAUCGACGCGAUUGAGGUAACAGCAUUGGCUGAGCGCCUCUGCUGCUGCUGCUCAAGCCUCUACACAUGGCGGGAUCCUCCUCCGUGUUGGCGUUCCUGUUCCUUCUCAUUGGUUCAACAGAACGUCAAAAUUCCCCGUCUCCUCAAGAGUGGACCUGCAGAUGUUAUAGGAAGACACAAGCCACAACAUUCAAAAGCUCCUCUUGCACAGAUACAUGCACCAGGGCUUGUAUGUCAUAGAUUCUGUUUGACACAAGUUUUAAAAUUAGUAAGGCAUGCCGUCAUAGUGCGUGUUAUGCUCGUGAUAUCACAGUGCCAUUAAGUUUCAAAGUCGUGUCUCAAAGCCAAGGAUGUGCAGCCCAUUGCCCAAGAGCCGCUCGUUUUAUUUAAGUUGUGUCCAUAACAGACCAAAGCGUUGGAGUUGCUGUGAUUGACAGAUGAGUGUAAUUAACCUCCGUAUUAAUGCAACUUAAGCAGAGUGCACAGACUAAUUCAACUGAGGUAAUUAACACAGGAAAUGUAAUUAUUACUCUAAAAUACCAAACUGGCUAUCGCGUUUGUGAAAAUGUCUAAUUGUGAAGAAAAAAGUCCUCAUUUAUUUUAUAUCCUUAAAUACAGUUGUAUGUACAGUCUCCUGAAGUUCGAUUACAAAAUCAUGUCAAGCGUCAAAUGUAAAAAAAGAUAUUCGUGACAUUUCUAUUUAAUAAAAAGCAAUUGCAAAG